This is a messenger RNA of Funneliformis mosseae, 1284 nucleotides long. Lineage: Eukaryota; Fungi; Glomeromycota; Glomeromycetes; Glomerales; Glomeraceae. The record is from the annotation of a GenBank genome assembly.
AUGCGUGGAACAUUAUUAUUUAAAGUUUUUCUUAUACUUUCACAAUAUAUCAUCUUUUCUUUUGCAACAUUUCCUCGGCAAAUUCCUUUCGCAUCUAAUAAUAAUAAUAUCGAACAACAAAGAAUUCUCGACAUUCCUCAACAUCACAUCAAAACGAACACAAAAACACUUAAAUUAAAGCAAAUAUAUCAUCAUGGUGUAACUCCUUCCACAAUUCAACUUUUUAGGAAGUUAAUCAUUAAAGAUAUCGAAAAAGAACUUCACACCACCACUGCAAUUUUCGAUGAACAUGUAAUCAAUAGUAUAUUUAUUGAUAACUCAAAGGAAAAUGAGAAGCCUAUAAAUUGUUUAAAUGAUAAGCUUGAUAGGAAGGAAGUACCUCAUAAAGAUAAGAAGACUGUUUUGUCUAUGGCUAAAAUGUCUUAUGAUGCUUACAUCGAAUUAGAAUCAUUAGAAUCAUUAAAAUAUAAAUGGAUUGAUUUAGACGGUGAUUGGAAUGAAUUACCAUUUGGAUGGGAAGGAAAUGGUAUUAGAGGUUAUGUUUUUUCUGAUAGGGAAAAUACAACUGUUAUUGUUGCUAUAAAAGGAACGGACCCAGCUUAUAUUGAUAUACCACAUGCUGGUAAACCACUUGAAAAACAUGACAAACUUAAUGAUAAUUUAAUGUUUUCUUGCUGUUGUGCAAAAGUUGAUAGAACAUGGAAAGGUGUAUGUGGAUGUUAUAAAGGUGGUUGGAAUUGUGAAAAGAAGUGUUUGAGUGAAGAAACUAAUAUUAAAGAUUCUUAUUAUAAUACUGCUUUGGAAAUAUUUAAAAAAGUUAAAGAAGAUUUUCCAAAUGCCACAAUUUGGUUAACAGGUCAUUCAUUAGGUGGAUCAUUAGCGUCGUUAUUAGCGAUCAAAUAUAAUUUGCCGGCAUUUGCAUUUCAAGCACCGGGAGAAUUAUUAUAUGCAAAAAGAUUAGGAUUAAAUACGACUCAAAACCCUAACAUCUAUCAUUUUGGUCAUACUGCCGACCCUAUAUUUAUGGGUGCAUGUAAUGGCGUAACAAGUACUUGUUAUCAUUGGGGUUAUGCUAUGGAAACUAAAUGUCAUGUUGGUUUUUCAUGUUUAUAUGAUACAAAAUCAAAAUUAGGUUGGAAUUCGAAUAUACUUAAGCAUGGACUAGAACUUUUUAUCGAAAAAGUUAUUGAUAAAUGGGAUAAAAUAACCAAAGGUGAAGAAGAAGUUGCUGAAUGUUUUAAAGAAGAAAAUUGUGAAGAUUGUAAAAAUUGGAAAUUCUUUUAA